UCCCUCUUCGCCCCCGUCUGCCUCGACCGGCCCGUCUACCCCUGCCGCUCCCUCUGUGAGGUGGUACGUGACUCCUGUGCCCCUGUCAUGGAGUCCUACGGCUUCCCCUGGCCCGAGAUGCUGCACUGUGGCAAGUUCCCCUCUGACCACGAGCUCUGCAUUGCCGUCCAGUUUGGGAACAGCAAAGCCACUCCGCCACCAGUGUCCAAGAUCUGCACCCAGUGUGAGAUGGAGCACAAGGCGGAUGGCAUGAUGGAGCAGAUGUGCUCCAGUGACUUUGUGGUGAAGAUGCGCAUCAAGGAGAUGACGGAGGAGAACGGGGAGCGGCGGCUGGUGGCUGCCCAGAAGAAGAAGGUGCUGAAGCUGGGCCCGCUCAAACGCAAGGACACCAAGAAGAUGGUGCUGCACAUGAGGAACGCAGGCGCCUGCCCCUGCCCCCAGCUGGACAGCCUCAGUGGCAGCUUCCUGGUGAUGGGCCGCAAGGUGGGCGGCCGCCUGCUCCUCCUGGCCAUCUACCCCUGGCAGAAGCACAACAAGGAGAUGAAGUUCGCAGUCAAGUUCAUGUUCUCCUAUCCUUGCCCCCUCUAUCACCCCUUGCUCUAUGGGGCUGGGCAGCACUAGCACUCUACCCACCAUACCCUCUCCCAGGACUCCUGCACUGGCCCAGAACCACAUCCCUGGCAUCCCUAACUGCACCCCAGGAUCCCAGCUCUGCUCACCUCAGCCUCUUGGCUGUGCCCCAGAACCCUCCUCUGCAUCCCUAGGAUUCCCAGCUGCAUUUGUGGGAGCCUUGAUCCACAACCAGGACCCCUGCCUCCCUGAGAGCCUUUUUCUGCACCCUUGGGACCCCUGUUCUGCUCCCAGGACCCCUGCCCACAUCCAGGAGUUUAGGCUGAACUCAGGACCU
Molecule: messenger RNA, 907 nt
Organism: Manacus vitellinus (golden-collared manakin)
Lineage: Eukaryota; Metazoa; Chordata; Aves; Passeriformes; Pipridae
Gene: SFRP5
Product: secreted frizzled related protein 5
Exons: 3
Biological process (GO): negative regulation of canonical Wnt signaling pathway; non-canonical Wnt signaling pathway; canonical Wnt signaling pathway
Molecular function (GO): Wnt-protein binding
Source: RefSeq, a predicted model, not a curated record